This is a messenger RNA of Staurois parvus, 615 nucleotides long. NCBI's taxonomy places the organism in Eukaryota, Metazoa, Chordata, Amphibia, Anura, Ranidae. The record is from the annotation of a GenBank genome assembly.
AUUAAAGGUUCCUGGUCAAGUAAAAGGGGGAAGGAAAACUAUAAUCCAUAUAGCUAUGGCAAUGUUUUCACAAAUUGCUGUGCUGCUCUUUGUGGACCAAUGAAUCCAAGCCUAAUUGAUCGCAGAGGAAUUAUACAAGCUGAUAUGGCACAGUCAGUCGCACCAUCAAAUGGAUUGACUAUGUAUGGUUCUACUCAGUCACAGAGCAGCAUGUGUGACCAAGACCAGUGCAUUCAGAGCACCAAAUUCGUUUUGCAGGCUGCAGCCACGCCGCUCCUUCAGGCCGAACCUACAAUACCUGCUGAUGAACCACCUUUGCCAGGAAAAACAACCAUAACGGCACCAUGCACCACUUUGGCACUUGGCCAGCCAACUCCGCCAUCUUCAAUCCCAAACCUAAACUCAGAAACGGUCUUGACAGAUAUGAUACCCUUAAAAGAGGACAUUGGAAAUCAUCAGUUCUUAACGCCAGAUGAAGCACCUUCACCACCUGGAAUGCUGCCAGCAAACAGCCCUGUGACUCAUAGCCAUACCAUGCAUGUCCUCAACCUUGUCAGCCAAGACUCUUUGCAUGAAGACUCUGUGCGUGGUCUUGUAAAACUCAGCUCUGUUUGA